AUGCCUCCGCUGGAUGGCUCCCUGGCUCUCCCUGAGCUGUACGAGUGGCACGCGGAGCACAGUCCUGACCAUCCUCUGUUCGUCUUCGCAAAGGAAGAUGGCAGCGUUCACAAACUCUGCUGGCCUGAAGUCUUGAGAGCGGUCUACACCGGUGUCAAGAUCAUCAGAGACCGUGCGCACUGGCAGCCUGGUAUGACCAAAGCGCCGGUUGUGGCUAUCUUGUCCAACUCAGACUCUGUUCCGUAUGCGACGACGACAAUGGCUAUCAUGCGGGCCAAUUGCACGGCUUUCUUGAUCUCUUCGCGCAACUCUCCUGCGGCGGUGGCACAUCUGCUCAACAAAGUUGGUGCUAAACAUCUGCUGGUCGGAGAUGAACCCUCCAUGCAUGGUCUCUGCAAAGAAUCACUGGAUAUCUUGAAGACGCAGUAUUCUGAGGCAACUGUGCCCGAGACGUCAACGAUGCUCGGUUUUGAGGAACUCUAUCUGCCUGUCUCUCAGAGUCCAUCCCGCGAAGACGUUCCGUACGAAUACAAGGGUGCCAAGGAACCUGCUGUGAUCUUGCACUCGUCUGGUUCUACUGCGUUCCCGAAACCAAUCACGCUUACAACUCGCUGCCUCCUUGAAAGGGUCAGCUCCAUAAGCUGGAGCGAACGCGAUUUGGCCGGCCACAUCAUCUCUGUGCAUGCCAUGCCGAUGUUCCACGCUAUGGGAAUGAUAUUCGCUGCUUAUACUGCAAGUGACGGUAUCGAGAAGAUGAACAAAUUCGCACCCCAACAUUCGAGGUUGUUCAAGGAGAUGAUUUUGGUCACUAGAUCAACGAAGCCGUUCUCGUAUACCGCCAAGCAUAGCAUUCGACGAAGCGCUAUCAUCCAAGACUAUGAGGAUGAGAUAGCUGAUCUCUACGACACCGUCAAUGCGAGCGCACAGUCUUCUAUACAGCCUCCGACCGACUGGGCGCUGCCAGCCACCACCGAAUACGUCCGUACGGUCGUAGGCAAAGUGAUGACGCAUGCGGUGGCGGACAGUGUCGAUGUGUUCCAGCACGGAUGCGACAGCCUGCAGGCUACAUACAUCCGCAACAUCAUCCUCCGUGCCCUCCGUGAGACAACAAAGAUCGACACACGCAGGAUCGGCGACAGCUUUGUUUACGAUCAUCCGACCAUAUCUAGUCUGGCUGCAUUCGCCUCCUCCGUCGCUCAGGGAACGCAUGACUCGGCAACUGCUGGGACCACAGCAUCUGCUCGUAUCAUGUCCAUGCGAGCUAUGCUGGCGAAAUACGCCGCUGACUUCCCCGCCCGGCCUCAAACGCUGCUUCCAUCACAGCCUGAGCGAGAUGCAGUCUUCGUGACAGGGACGACGGGUAGUCUAGGAUGCCAUCUGCUUGCUUUGCUCGUGGCCGACCCGAAGGUCGGGCGGGUGUAUGCAUUCAACAGGCCAGCCAAGACGCAGACGCAUUUGCGCGAGAGACAGAAGUCGGCCUUGGUCGACCGUGGACUCGACGCAGGCAUAGUGGAUUCGGAGAAGGUAAUGCUUCUUGAGGGAAGCCUGACAGCAGAACAUUGGGGCCUUGAGAAGAGCGCGUACGAAGAGAUAUUCAGCAAUAUUGAGCUAUCGCAUCGACUAACUGAUCUGCAUUCAGCGUGGCGUGUCGACUUCGUGACCAAACUGGAGUCGUUCGAGGUUAACGUCGCAGAUUCGCCCGGCGAUGUGGUAUUCACAGAAGGACCGAUUGAGCCCAAUCUCGCGGCCGGCACAGGCUAUGCAGAGUCCAAAUGGGUCUCCGAACAGAUCCUUUAUACAGCAGCAUCCAAGACUUCUCUCAACGCGUUGGUGGUCCGCGUGGGACAGGUUUGCGGUGGCCUGGACGGCGCGUGGAACGUGCACGAGUGGUUCCCCACCCUCGUACAGAGCGCACUGAGACUGGGAUGUUUCCCAGACGACGACAAGGGUGUGAAUUGGGUCCCGGCCGAGAUCGCGGCAGGGGCGAUUGUCGACUUCAGCCACCACGCCUCAAAUACAACACGCACCGUGCAUCUCGUGCACCCACGCCCGGUCCCGUGGCACAUUCUCGCGAGCGCCGUCGCAUCCGAGCUCGCCGUCCCACUCGUGCCAUACUCGGAGUGGCUGGCUAAGCUGGAGCAGGCAUAUCAGGUGGACAAGCGGGACGGUCUGGGCAACACAGAACAGGACAACAAUCGAGACCUACGCACGCUACAGUUGCUGCCGUUCUUCCGGGGUGUGGCGGGUAAGCUGGAUAUCGCGCGGAUGGCGAUGGGCAUGCCAGCCCUCUCGAUUGAGCAGGCUGUCGCGAGAUCACCGACGCUCGCGGAUCACACCAUCCGUCAGCUGGGAGAGGAGGACGUCAAAAGGUGGCUUGCGUAUUGGAGGAAGGUCGGUCUGCUUUGA
Molecule: messenger RNA, 2406 nt
Organism: Postia placenta MAD-698-R-SB12
Lineage: Eukaryota; Fungi; Basidiomycota; Agaricomycetes; Polyporales; Adustoporiaceae
Exons: 9
Coding region: 1-2406 (801 amino acids)
Molecular function (GO): phosphopantetheine binding
Source: RefSeq, a predicted model, not a curated record